Molecule: messenger RNA, 546 nt
Organism: Gaeumannomyces tritici R3-111a-1
Lineage: Eukaryota; Fungi; Ascomycota; Sordariomycetes; Magnaporthales; Magnaporthaceae
Exons: 3
Coding region: 1-546 (181 amino acids)
Source: RefSeq, a predicted model, not a curated record
AUGAUGCUGGGCGACGGCUCUGACACGGUCCGGCUUGGGCGGCCGAGUGGUCUAGGCCCAAGGCCAAGCAAAGGCCCUGCCAGGAGGCGUGGAGGCGGCAUGGAGGCAUCCGACCAGCCACCCGGCCGCCGUCCAAGUCCCGGAACACGUCUCCGUUGUGUGAUCCGCAUAAACACCGAGACUGGGCUGACCACCAGGCGAGGCGGUGGCCCCCCCGGUGGAGCCCGGCUGGCGGCGCAUCGCAUCCUUGUUGGGGCGCUGCGCAUACGGGAGCCUGCCGAGGAUACGCCGGGUCGGCUGCCAGAUUCCGCGUCGAGAGUCCGGAUCAAGCACGUUGCAGCACGCGGAGCAGCCAUCGAGAUGGAGUCAUUCCACGCGGCAUACCCUCUUGGCCGGCCCACGCCCCCCCCGGAGCUGGCCCUCCUGUUGGGCCAACGACAAGGCGGGCGCCCACAAGGCCAGGCUGCGUGGGCGGAUCCGAUUCGCUGCUGGCAUCAGGGCUGGAAGCUGCAAGGCGCGGCGCGGACUUGCUUGUCGCUGGUGUGA